CUCUUCCGGCGGGGGCGGCCCGUGGGCACGGCGGGACUUGUAGUCCCGCCCCGGGGAGGCUCCCAGGGGUACCGCUUCACGGCUGGCACGGCGCGGUGCGGUGCGGUGCGGUGGACACGGGAGGGGAGGGGUGCAGUGCAGCACCGCCCCGGCCGAGGGGCGGAGGAGGAGGAGGAGGAAGGGCCGGGACUACAUUUCCCGCCGGCCCCAGGGCGGCGGGGCGGGGUACAAAGCGGCGCUACCUGGCCGGCAGGCCCGGGCUGCGGGAUGCCGUUCUCCAGUUCCAGCGCGGACGAUGUCUUCGAUUACCUCUUCAAGAUCAUCCUGAUCGGGGACUCCAACGUGGGGAAGACGUGCGUGGUGCACCGCUUCAAGACGGGGCAGUUCUAUGAGAAGCAGCAGAACACCAUCGGGGUGGACUUCACCGUGCGCUCGAUGGAUAUCGACGGCAAGAAAGUGAAGAUACAAGUGUGGGACACAGCUGGUCAAGAGCGCUUCCGGACAAUAACCCAGUCCUAUUACAGGAGUGCCCAUGGAGCCAUCCUCGCCUAUGACCUUACUAGGAGGUCCACGUUUGAGUCUAUUCCUCAUUGGAUUCAUGAAGUUGAAAAGUAUGGUGCUGCAAACUUGGUCAUGAUGUUAAUUGGGAACAAAUCGGACUCAGUGGAUAAGCGACAAGUUCUGUUUGAAGAUGCCUGCACGCUGGCAGAGAAGUACGGGCUCCUAGCUGUAUUGGAGACGUCAGCAAAAGAAGCUCAAAACAUUGAAGAGGUGUUUGUGUUGAUGGCUAAGGAGCUGAUAGCCCGAAAUACCUUGCAGCUUCAUGGAGAGAGUCCUCCAAACAGUGUCUACCUCGAUUCCAGGCCAGUGAUUGUCAGUCCAAGUACGGAGAAGACCCAGUGUCUCUGUUGAAUGCUCUCUUCAGGAACAGAAAGUAGGAAGUCAUUAUUUCUCUGAGGCUAUGUUUGAUCUCAGUUUAAUUCAGAUGACGAAAGUUUGCUAUAUGGCCUCAAGCCAUCUCUCAUAAUUCUACCUUGCAGUUUGGCAUGUAAGUAUCUUCAGAGAUCACUGUUGCUGUUGGCAGCACAGGUUGCUUUGAACGUGGCAACUGAUACCUUAACACUGUAAGCUGAGACAGCUCAGGAAGCUGCCAGCCCUUGCCUUAACCAAAGAGAACUGUUUCAAAAAAAAAAAAAAAAAAAGAUUGCCUUUAACUAUAUCUUUGAGACAUUUUUCUGGCUAUGUCAGAAGAUAAAUUUGCACUAGAGCCUGCAUUGAUUUGAUUCUUCUAAGAUGUGCCGUCUGUUGUAGUGCAAGCUCUCCAGCUAGUAGCUUUAGAAUGUCUGAUGUACUUGGACAGCACUAGCCCACUGCUGCCUUACCUUUCAUUUAGGGGAGGGCCGGAUGUCAGGCACGGAGCCACCCAUCCCAAGCAGUUAAAAACCAACCUUUGUAAGAGGGUGCCAUUCCACAACUGUAUUUCUUUCCUCACUAGACAAACCUGUUGUCAUCCUCGAUGCUUCAAAGCAGGCAGAAUAUGGUAUGUUAGGGUGCCAACCUUCUUCCAGGAGUGAGAACCGCUUUUAUUUUGCUCUUGAAUUGUAAGAAUUGCAACUAGUAGUGAGCUGUCUUGUUACACAGUUAUUAGCACCGAAGCUUCCAAGGCCACAGUGGCCUCCAUUAAUGCUGGGGUGAACGGACUACUUUGUUUUCCUAAGCCUGUCUUGCUUUUGAGUACUGAUUUUAAUCAAAAGCUGACUGUUAGUUUGUGUGCAAGCACAACAGUAGAGUGCACUUGUAGACUUUUGAGGGAGCGUGAAGGAUUCAAGUUUGUGUAAAACAGCACCAAGGAGUAUGGUUUAACAAUGCAACCUCACCUUAAAGCAGUGAAGGGAUGGGUGUUGAGCAUACAAGUACACAUGCUAUUGCUUGGCAGACUUAACCAAACAUCUUGGUAAGCAGUAAAGACUUUGUCUUGUCCCUCCCAAGUGCAAGCAGUGCUACUGGGGGACUCAAUUCUACACACAGGAACUGAAAGCAGGUGGGGGUUUUGUGCAUUCUUUUCAGCAGAUAUAAACAGUGGAGAAGGAGGGGGGAAGAAAUAACAUACAGGAGAAGCCUUCAGAUUACACAGUCCACAUGUACUGAAGUGUAUCACUUAAGCUGUUAAUGUUUAAGCUAUGAACUAGAAAUCAUACUUGAUAACGACAAAAUACAGCCUGGGUUAGAUGGAAAGAAGCCCUGGGAAGGUUGGCAAGCUGCCGCUUUAUGAGAUGGCAAUUUACCUAUGAUGUUUCACAAGUUCCUGAGAAGUAGGGAAAAACAUGUAGCAAAUCCUUCUGGAAAAACUUGUCUGAGAAGCACAAAAAAAAUAGAGUAAAUCAUUGAUUUAGGCUUGAGCGUAUUUUUUUUAUUAUUAUUGCUUGCUCUGGCCAGGCUCUUUGCUACCGCUUGCUAAGAACAGUGGUUAACUGAGCUACCCAUAAACCUAGCAGAAAGCUGCACAGCUCAGGCUUGCAGUUGAGCUAUUGUGUUUUGUUCUGCACUGUUCCCUUUCAUUUGAUGGAUGUAAUGGUCUCCCUAUCAUUUUCUCAAGAAACUGGUCUUGCAUACCUACCCUGAUGUUCACCUUCAUGCAACUCAAGCAGGAGCGUGCGCUCUCCUUUGGUUGGUUCUGCCUGGUGCCUUUCCCAAGCCCUCAAAGCAGUUGUACUGAGUGGUUCCCACAGGGUCACUUUUCAUUCACAGGAGGAGCUUAAAAGAGUGAGCUGCAGCAGUUGCUGAGGUUUUCAGAGUGUAGUUUAAUAGGUACUACCUCAUGAAUAAGUCUGACAUGGAGAAAACAAUGAAGUUUGUUAGCAAGCUUUAUUAUGUUGCUCUAGACUGUAAGCUAGCAGCCAUUAGAUUAAAAUGUGUAACUUUGAUCAUUGUGCCUUCCUCCAUCACAGCAAAUGGAAGCAUGCAGCUGCUGUGCUGUCAGUGCAAGUUAAUCAAGAAUCGCGUUAAUUGCUGCAGAACCUUACGUUACCAUUUUUGCUCUUCCAGCAUCGUAGGCAGAGCCGGUGUACUUCUUGAUGGCCUCAUUACCAUGCUUGUAGAAAAGCCAGCUUUUCUAUAAAUGUGGUUUAUGAUGCUAUGAUACGAGUUACUGCUGUCCCCCAGUUGUAAGAGCUGUGCAUCCAGCUGGAGGAGAAGCUUGUUUGUUUUUACCUACUAGGAAGAAGCAUUCAAACCUUAGCUGUCUGAAGUUGCUGUUGCACAUUCUUUGCACUGAUACCCACACCUAUGUCAUGUGAGGCUAAGGCAGCACCGCCCCCCCCGGCAGGGCAAAGAACUGAAAGGAUUCUGAAAUGGAGCAUACGCUGAAACCUCUUAGAAGCUGACUGGCUUAAAAAUAAGCGUAAUUACAACCCAAUGAUGGGGAAGGCACGUGGCACUGCCCACGUGGUCACACUUUUUUACGUGCGUAAGGAAGAGGCUCUUACCCAACCUGUCACAGAGCCUGUCCUGGAGCCUCCUUUCGGGAAGCAGAGGCCUGCCAGUGCUGUGGGACAGAACGAAAGCCACUUCUUCCCACAGCAGGCAAGUGUUGUAAUCACAGCAAUGUUCAGUGGGAGCUGCUCCUCCCCGGCUCUCAUUUACGGAGGAGGGCUGCUAAUGAAGUUGGCAUCUACAUCUGUAAAACACAUUCAACUCAAGGCAGAGGGAGAUUUAGUACUCAACACUCUUCCUACCAACUCCCAAAGCCAUUUUCCAACACCUCUCUCAAAUGUAAGGACCAGCACUACAACAGACAGUGCUAGGAUAGACAAGUAGAGCUGCUUUAUUCAGAAGGAGAACCUCUUUCACUUAGAAGUACAUCAGCUUUUAACAGGGACUUGCACUCUUAAGCAUUUCAUUGUUAGCUUAAGAUAGGUAGGUCCCUCUAAAGUCUUUUACUGCACUUCAGUGACGUCCUAAAACCAGCCUCACACUGUUCUAAAAACUGCCCACAAAGGCUUUGUCUAUGUGAUCACAUUAACCUGCUGCCAAGGACGUGUGGACACUGGCUGGACUGCAAAUGACAAAUAGCAUACCCAUGGAUAACAGCAACAAGUUAGGGGCAGAGAUUUAAUACACUUGCAACUCUUAUUUUCUUGCUAACAGCUGUGUCCAUAAGCAUUACUGCUUAUUAGUUAUCACUGCCAAGUCUGGCUAGAUUUUGCUCACCACACACAAGGCUCACCUCAAUUACACACGUACACAGAGUUAAACAAUGCCUCUAGUGCUACAGCUGAUUAAAGUUGCCUUCCUAGCUCCUUUGUUGCUUUUGAUCCAUACAGCACAGUCCCAUAUUAUAUCUUGAUCCCAAGAACUGAGUGGAUUCCCUCACUUGGAAGCUGCUGCAGCAUUAGCAAUGCCAUCUAGGCAAGUUCCAUCCCAAACAGGAGACACUCCAUACCUCAAGUCAUGCUCCGAACAGAAAUUUGUUUUGUACCUCCCAUCUCAGGAAAGAGUUACUAUGUAUUCCCUUAAAUGAACCAGGCCUCCCAGCCGCAAGAUUACAAUGCACAUUGUUGCAAUCAGGAAAGAGCAGCACUUAAAAGGAUUGUAAAGAAGCAGAGGCCCUGAUGAACUGCAGCAGCAGUGGCUGUUCAGAAGUGCCCUUUGCUUUUAUGAUCGCAAUCAGACCAACUAGAACAUGCAGCAAUCACUUAUUUCACAAUUACCACAUGGUCCAAAACCUCACACAAAAUCAGAAGCAUGUAUUCCUGUACAGGGACUGAAGUCAAGGCACUUCAGCAUGCAUCUUUUUUUUUUUUUUCCCCUGAAUAUUUUGGUUUUGAAAUCAGGAUUCUGUAUAAAGACUCCACAAAUUCCCAUCAACCUUUUUCAUCUUAACACCGCUAUGAAUACUCUCACUGUCCUCUGUAUCUACUCGGUUUCUGUAUCUUGGGAACUUACUGUGUACUACAUUUUAAGUUUUCCUCUCCGUGUUUUCACAUUAAAAGUGGAUCUUCA
Numida meleagris (helmeted guineafowl) is the source of this 5001-nucleotide messenger RNA. RefSeq names its product RAB19, member RAS oncogene family (gene RAB19). The record is from RefSeq and is a predicted model, not a curated record. Gene Ontology annotation, cellular component: trans-Golgi network. Lineage: Eukaryota; Metazoa; Chordata; Aves; Galliformes; Numididae. Gene Ontology annotation, molecular function: GTP binding; GTPase activity. The coding region runs from base 268 to 912 and encodes 214 amino acids. The transcript has 4 exons.